AUGGCGUUGAAUAUCGCGUGCCACGAAAUUUCCUCGAAUCUUGGGCAUGCCGCAACUUUCCAAGCCAUUUCGCCGUAUAUUAACGCUUUCGCAGUCGGCACUUUGGUCUAUGUUGGCGUUACCGAGAUUGUGCCGGAAGUUUUCGUUGAUACUGGUCGUUUUUGGAAAUCCCUCUUCAAAUUCGGUGUCAUGGCAGCCGCAGGCAGCGCGUUGAUGUGGUUUUUAGCCACGUUUCACGAUUGCUCCGGAGUAUUGUCGGUUAGCGAUUCAGGUGAAGGCAAAGUGGAGUUCUCAGCUGCUACGCUGGCUAAAAAUGCAAGAAACACUAGUAGUAUAUUCAGUGGACGAUCGACUAUCAGGUUAAUUUCUAGUCAACAUCAACAUGGAGGUAAUGGAGGUGAUCAAGAUGGAGGUAAUUCUGGAGGUGGUGCAUCAGUGAGUCCCCUAAGAACUUCUGGAUUACGUCGAACGACUGAAAAUCAUGAUCACGACCAUGGAGAUGA
Molecule: messenger RNA, 503 nt
Organism: Amoebophrya sp. A25
Lineage: Eukaryota; Dinophyceae; Syndiniales; Amoebophryaceae
Source: the annotation of a GenBank genome assembly